This is a messenger RNA of Dictyostelium discoideum AX4, 1014 nucleotides long. RefSeq lists its product as hypothetical. NCBI's taxonomy places the organism in Eukaryota, Evosea, Eumycetozoa, Dictyosteliales, Dictyosteliaceae. The transcript has a single exon. The record is from RefSeq and is a predicted model, not a curated record. Bases 1 to 1014 code for a protein of 337 amino acids.
AUGGUUAAAAUUGCAACAAGAAGUUCAACCAAAUUAUCAAAAAGAAAUAGAGUCCAAUUGUUUGACUUACAUGAAUUACUCUACUCACCAUUACCAAGAAUUUAUAAAAAAGUAAAAAAAACAACCUCACAAAAAUCAAUUUCAAAAUCAAAAUUUUCAUCAUCAUCACCAAAAUUAAUCAUAAAUAAUAAUAUUCAACAACAACCAAUUAUUGCAAAACAAACACAACAACAAACACAACAACUAACACAACAACAAACACAACAACAAACACAACAACAAACACAACAAAUUCAACAAACACAACAACAAACACAACCAAUUAUUCCAAACACAAUAUCAACAUCAAUUUAUAGAUUAAUUGAAUCAAAUAGUGUUAUUAAUGGAUCAACAAUAUGGGAAAAUUGUAAUACGAUGGUUUUGACAAAUUCAACAACUGAUAAGAUUGGAUCAUGUUUUUAUAAUAAAGAGAUUAAUAUUGAAAAUAAAAGUUGGAUAAAUGAAUUUACAUAUACUGUUGAAACAAAUGGUACUGAUGGUUUAACAUUUAUAUUACAUAAUUCAAAAGAGUCACCACAAUCAUAUCAACAUUAUAAACUAUUAGAAGGUGGUCAAUUAGAAUAUAAUGAUGAUCAUUUAAAUAGUGCAAAUGGUGGUAUAUUAGCAAUUGAAUUUAAAACAUCAUUAAAUGAUAAUAUUAAUUCACCAAAUUCAAAUCAAAUAAUAAUUAAAACAAAAAAUAAUAAUAAUAAUUUAUUAACAAAUGUAAUUCAUAGUUAUUCAAUGACAAAUAACUCAAUUAUAAAUAAUACAAAUAAUGUUAGAAUUGAAUAUAAUCAUUUAAAUUCAUCAAUUAAAAUCAUUUAUAAUGGUCAAAUCUUAUUAACUAAUAUAGAAAUACCAUCUGCAAAUAUAACUUUCCCAAAAUUUGCCUAUUUUGGUUAUACUGCCGCAACUGGUUAUUGUAUUCAAAAACAGUCAAUUAGAAAUUGUAAAUUAACCUUAAAUCAAUAA